AUGUGGGGCGCAACCCGAGAGGGAGCGCGCGGCCCGGCUCCGCUUACGCCGCCCGGCGCGGGUUUCGUCCUGGCCGCGGGGCCCCAGACGCGCCCGGCUCCGGGGCCUCGGCCUCGCUCCGCCCAGCGUUGUGCACUCGAGUCCGGCCUUCGGGGGCUUCACCGGGGAGGAGUCUCACGGCCGGCGCCGGCCCUGGGCCUUGCCAGCGUCCCCGCGUUUCCCGCGCCCGGCCUCCCGCGGGGACGUGGCCCGGCCUCGGGGCCCCGCGCGCUCCGGCCCGGCCCCGCCGCCUCUCACCCAGCGCCGCCGUCCCCGCCAGGUCCCGAGGCCGGAGCGGCCGCCGGCGCCGCGGCCCCCGACGACCCCGCGCGCCCGCAGCUCCCGCGCCGCCCGCGCCUCCUGGACGAGGACCCCGCGGAGGCCGAGGACGACGGGGCGGCCGCGCCCGCAGCCGCGCCGGGGGACCCCGCGCCCGGCGCCCCCGCCCCGGAGCCCCCCGAGGCCGAGGGCCGGCCGGGGCCCAAGGCGGCGACGGCGGCGGCGGCGGGCGCGGGGCCCCCGCUCGGCUUCGAGGAGCCCCCGCCCUACGCGCCGCCCGACCCCAAGGCCGUGGCCCUGCUGUACCCGCCCUUCCCGCAGGUGCCGGUGCUGCUGCAGCCCGCGCCCGCGCCCGCGCCCGCCGCGCUGUUCCCGCCGCCCGCCGCGCUCUUCCCGCCGCCCGCGGGGCCCGGCGCCGCCGCCUUCUCCUUCCCCGCGUUCGGCAGCCCCGUGCCCCUGCCCGGCCUGCCGGCCCCCGCUGUGGAGCGCGGGCCCCCACCCAAGGACUACAUGGCGGAGUCGGUGCUGGUGACCCUGUUCUGCUGCCUGCUCACGGGGCUCAUGGCCAUGGUGUACUCCCACGAGACGCGUGCAGCCCUGGGCAGGGGGGACCUGGCCCAGGCCGAGGACGCAUCUCGGAAGGCUCGCUCGCUCGUGCUCUUCAGCCUGCUCUUUGGGACAUUUGUGUUCACCAGCUGGGUCAUCUAUGUGGCGGUGGCCCUCUUCCCCUGAGGAGACCAGGAACCAGGCCAAGUCCUUUCCCUGGCUCUGGUCUCUGCCUGUGGGCAGCCGCGGGGCCAGAGGAGAUCCGUGUGGCGCCCCUGUCCACGGCUGGCCCACGGAGGCUCAGGUAGUGGCCUCAACGAUCCUGCGACGGGUGACCAGCGAGUCCCUUCUCCCGGAGGACCAGCGUCUGACUGUCUUCAGAACCAUCUGGAAGGACACUGCCCUGUCCAGCUCAGCCAGGGGAUUGCGCUGCCGGGCAUUGUGGAGAGGGGCUGCCAGUGACCCCGCUGCAGCUCCUGGCUGGUUGGUCCAGGCAGGGGAUUGGGAUCUCACACCAACUACAUGUCCAGUGGGCUGGGCUGCAAGGUGGACAGUGAUACAUUCCAGCAGCGGCUCCCUGGCCUGGCCUCCCUUGCCCGGCCUCGCUUGCUGGGCCUCCCUGGCCUGCACACAAGCCAGGCCAUGGAGGCUGCUCCCGUUCCCCCCAGUCUCUGCUGGAAACUUCCCUCUCCCACUGCCUCUGCUUGUCACCAUCUCUCUCCAACUCUUCCUUUAUUUUCCAAAGAUGGAGGAUCCCCUGGCCCCCCGUCUGGAGAAGGCGCCCAGAGGGGGAGCCCCCAGCGCCUCCCCACGCUGAGAGACAGGAGCAGGGGAGGCAGCUGCCAUCUCCUGGGCCAGGGAAGGAGGAGCCCGGACACAGCCCCGGUGAUGGAUGGUCACAGAGCGGGAGGAGGAAAUCAGGUCUCCAGGGAUCAGUGGUUGAUGGACUCCAGUCCACAAGCUCUUCGCACUGAACUGAACUGAAUCUGAAUGGGAAGGUCCUCCAGACCAAAGUGCUGGCAGCCACUUGGCAGAUCUCCAUAAAGUGCAGACUGACACCUCCAUCCGGAAGUUUGGAGUUAUCAGACGCUCCCUGGUGAUGUAAUGAGGACACUGCCCAGGGAAGUGGGAGGUAAGAACUUAAGUCACUGAAGGGCACAGGCUCCGCCCUGGCCGGGCUGUUCUUGGUAUGUGUGGGUGUGGGGAGGGUAUUUGCAGCUGUUUAAAAAGUCUGCAGUGUGGAAACAGAAGAGACAAACGAUCCCACGGCUGUCUAGUAGUCCUUUAAGAAUAGAAUAAGAGAAACUAGUCAAGUGGCUGGAUAUAAAAUAAAUACACAAAAGUUGGUAGUAAUCAUAGUUAAAGGUAGGAAAAAAACCUAAAUUCCACUCAUAAAUAUUGACAAUACAUUCAAUUA
Messenger RNA from Dipodomys spectabilis (banner-tailed kangaroo rat), 2281 nucleotides. It is a transcript of the gene Prrt1b, whose product is annotated as proline rich transmembrane protein 1B. Gene Ontology annotation, cellular component: membrane. NCBI's taxonomy places the organism in Eukaryota, Metazoa, Chordata, Mammalia, Rodentia, Heteromyidae. The record is from RefSeq and is a predicted model, not a curated record. The coding region runs from base 1 to 1050 and encodes 349 amino acids. The transcript is spliced from 4 exons.